Messenger RNA from Topomyia yanbarensis, 2470 nucleotides. RefSeq names its product transcription factor grauzone-like. Gene Ontology annotation, cellular component: nucleus. The record is from RefSeq and is a predicted model, not a curated record. Gene Ontology annotation, molecular function: DNA-binding transcription factor activity, RNA polymerase II-specific; zinc ion binding; RNA polymerase II transcription regulatory region sequence-specific DNA binding. The transcript is spliced from 5 exons. Bases 111 to 2387 code for a protein of 758 amino acids. NCBI's taxonomy places the organism in Eukaryota, Metazoa, Arthropoda, Insecta, Diptera, Culicidae. Gene Ontology annotation, biological process: regulation of transcription by RNA polymerase II.
UUGUCACAACAAAAACAACCUUCGGUUCGCCGUUCGCUUCUUGUUCCGCUGUGAUUGGCUCGGCAAUUAAAAAUCUAUCGUUCGCACAAUUCCGUGAAAAUCACUGCGGGAUGUCGUCGACCGAGCUGGAGAAUUGCUUCACCUGCCUGCGGAGAUCGGACAACUUCCUGUGUAUUACCGAGCGGGACGACGUGAGCGGUGAAAAUGUGGAAGCAAUUUUUGCUAAACAUUUUUGGUUUACCAAAGAUGAAUAUCGCAAUCGAACCGUCUGCACUAGCUGCUGGGAGAAAAUUGACGAAUUUCACAAGUUUUACUGUGAAGUGGAGAAGGUCCACCCUCCCGGAAUAGUGGUGGAUGAGAUCAAAACGGAAACGAUCGAUUGCUGCGGGGAGGAGGAAAUGAUGAUUGGUUCGGAUAAUGAUUUGCGCAGUGAUCGUGAACCGCGUGAUCGGUUGGCGAAUCCGGAGCUAGACGAGGGGUCUAACCGUAGCCACACCCAGGUUUUUGUCGAACCGAUCUGUAAACUGGAGGUAAAACAAGAGUCCGAGCCGAAGGUGGUGAAUUACGACAAUACGAAAUCCGGAACAGAUGAUGAUUACAGUGAUAACGAUGAAGAGUGUGCUGCCGACGAUGAUCAAUACAUUGACCAGGUUGCCAGCUCAAGUUCUUCAAGUGAAGAGAGCGCAGCUAAGUCCGAUGAAUCCGAUUCGGAUGUGCCCUUGGCAAGGCGUCUUGCUGCCAGGAAACGAAAGCGAAAGCAACUGGUACAAAAGAGACGAGUUCGAGGCAGAACCAAGUUAAGGAAGGAAAAGUCGGACAAUGAAAAAUUGAAUGCGUUCAUACGACAACACAUGGACAUAACGUGUCAUAAGUGUACCGAAACCGGUCUAGAUAGCGACGAAACGUUUGAAACAUUCUACCGGUUAAGGGUACACUUUAAAAAAGUUCACGAUACCUAUGGGUACAUAUUUUGCUGCAAUCGGAAAUGGUCCACGAAAACGGGACUAGUAGAACAUCUGAAAAAUCACGAACCAAUGAAAAGUGAUCAUAGUCGUUGUUUGGAGUGUAACUGCAUUUUCAAAGAUAAAGGUAGUUAUGCGAAUCAUAUGUUUUUGGUACACACUCCGGAAGACCAGAAGCAAUUCAAAUGUGACCGAUGUUCGAAAGCAUUCGCCGCUGAAGAUCUGCUCAACAGUCACAUUAAAUGGCACGAGGAGGUGGAGAAAAAGAAUCACCACUGCCAAGUUUGUGGAAAAUAUUUUCUCAGUGCAAGAAAUCUAGAGAAUCACAACCUAAGUCACCAUAACUUCGGGGAGAGUUCUUCUACAAUGCAAAACACAGCUGGGGAAGACAUCGAUGAACAGUCUUUCGACCAGCCUGUCGACGAAUCUCUAGUCCAGUCGUGUGGGUCGAAAGUCAAACGAAAUAUCGACGAUAUAGCCCAACAGGAUGAGCUUAUAAAAAGAUACGUCUCCCUGAACUGUUCCAAGUGUGAUUUCAUAGGUGAAACCUUCAACAAGCUGUCUUACCAUGCGUUCAAAGUACACAACAUGAAUACUCACGCGGUCAUUUGCUGCGAUCGUCGCUUCGGUAAGCGCCAAAGACUAUACGAACACUGCCUGCGUCAUCUGAAUCCCGAUCACUUCAAGUGUGACAUCUGUGGCAAAACAUACGCCGACAGUUCGGGACUACAGAUUCACAAAUGGUGGAUCCACACACCGGUUUCGGAGCGACCGUUCAAGUGCGACAUAUGCGGAGCAGCUUUCGUGAAGGACUAUCUGCUAAAGCAACACACAAACUGGCACGUGAAUAAGGAACGGAAGACUCACUUCUGCGAACAGUGCAAUAAGGCUUACUCUAAUUCGCAACAGCUUAGAGCACAUCUGCAGAAGAAGCACGGUGCGGUGUGCGAUUGGGUUUGUGAUAUCUGCGCCAAAGGUUUCAAUCAUCGGGCCCUACUGGAAGAGCAUCGGUUAACUCACUCAGAGGAAGGUCUAGCCAGUUUGAAGAUUCAGUGCGAGAAGUGUCAUCGGUGGUUGAUCAACAAGAAAAGUUAUUUGCGGCACAAACGACGCUGCUACGAUACAUCCGGACCAGUCAAGUGUGACAUCUGUGGCAAGGAAUCAAUCAACGAAGCAGCCCUGAUGGGUCACAAGAACUUUCAUCAUUCCAAUCGGCCUUUGUUCACGUGUGCGUUCUGUGGCAAAGAAUGUAAGACGCAGCUUCGCUUGAAGGAACACGAAGCAACUCAUACCGGUGUAGUGCUGUACCAGUGUCCGUACUGUCCCAGGACGUCUAACUCAAGUUCAAAUAUGUACACGCACAAAAAAUCGGCACAUCCGGACAAAUGGGCCGAGGAGGUCGCUGCGCGCUUCUAUACGCGAUGAAGAUAGGUUAAGUGAAGGUAGUAAGUAGAAUUAAUAUAUCUAUUGUGACACUAUCGGAGGUAUGGAAUAAUUUUUUUUUUAAU